Messenger RNA from Trematomus bernacchii (emerald rockcod), 1622 nucleotides. RefSeq names its product epithelial membrane protein 2-like. The record is from RefSeq and is a predicted model, not a curated record. Lineage: Eukaryota; Metazoa; Chordata; Actinopteri; Perciformes; Nototheniidae. The transcript has 5 exons. The coding region runs from base 110 to 598 and encodes 162 amino acids. Gene Ontology annotation, cellular component: plasma membrane.
GGUAGCUACUAGUUGUUGUGCAUUUAGAGUGCGAGUCUGAAAUCAGUAUCCCUGAGAGCAGGAGGAAUUAGACGGAGACACACAGGCAGCAAACACAACCUUCGUCAUCAUGUUGAUCCUUCUCGCUGGUAUCUUUGGCAUUCACAUCAUAGGCAUCAUCAUCCUCCUGGUGGCCACCAUUGACAAUGCUUGGUGGAUGACUGACGUAAUAUCCACUGAUGUGUGGGCUCGGUGGAUUCAGACGAGCGGGGUGUGGAACCUCACAGAUCUUCCCACAGGUUCACACUACCCACAGGAUUACCUCCAGGCGGUGCAGGCCAGCUCGGUUCUCGCCUGUAUUUUCUCCAUCAUUGGAAUCUUUGUGUUUGUGGCUCAGCUGUUCACUCUGGAGAAAGGACAGAGGUUCACCAUCUCCGGCGCCUUCCAGCUCCUCGCCUGUCUUUGCAUCAUGAUCGCAGCCGCCAUCUACACCGAUCGUUUCCACCUGGACGAGCAGAACGGCUGGUACGGUCACUGCUUCAUCUUGGCGUGGAUCGCCUUCGCCCUCACCUUCAUCUCCUCCAUCAUUUACUUCGUGUUACGCAAGAAGACGGCGUGAGAAGGACACUAGAAGCUUUUCCCUGACCGACCCCCAAAAAACCCUCAGCUGGACAUACCCUUGCUGCUGAAAUCUGAUUUAUUUUUUGUCACAGAUGAUGUAAUAUUUGACAUCAGAUUCAAGCUGCUAGUGUAUAUUUAGCUCAAGAUAAACCUGUUAAUUCUCUCAAAUACUAUCAUUGUUUAAUUGAGUUUGCUGUCAGGUGUUUUCGUAGUAAAAGGCAAACUCAGGUAAAUAACGGCUGUAUUUGAGACCGUUUUCUACCCAGAUUUCGGGCUGGAUUUCUACAGAUUAAGACUUUUCUUGUUGUUAACUGAAUGUGCCUUAGGAUAUAAGACGCCAUGAUAAAUGAAGAUCUAUCAUUAUUUCUAGCAGGUUGAAUAAUAAAAUCUGUGGUAUUUUUUGUUUGUUUUGUAAAUUUAUAUUAGAUAAAAAGGGGCGAGUUUAUUCUUAGUUUUUUUUGUUAUUUUAUUUUUCUAUUUUAUUUUCUGCUCUGGUCUUACUUUAUAUAAUGUGCCACGAGGUAAACAGAGUGUCCAAAUGUGGUAAAAAAAUCCAUUCCUCUGUGGCAGAUGUAUUUGUAAUCUAAUGAUAAGACUGUAUGAUUAUAUAUAAGAUCAAAUCUGUAAUUAUUUGGGAUUACAAAGACACAAAACUGGUUUAAAAAUGCAAGUGUAAUGCCAAAAUCAAAUAUUAACUCUUACACUACAUUAUUGUAUUCACAGUUAGUUUAAAAAGAAAAAGGAGUUUCUCAAUUUCCACUAACCUAGUAUGUAUGAAACUUGCCAUUUUCCAUAAAUCCACAAAUUAAAAAUAUUUUCUGACUGUUAAUCCAACCAUUUGGGGUAAUAUCUGCUCUGUUUUCCCCAAAUGCAACUGCCUUAAAGCGUGAGAUAUGAUGUGUAAAUAUGUUUCCCAUAAUGCUCUGUAUGUCUAAGGCUGUUUUAUUUUUGCUACUGUUAUUUUUCAUCAUCGAUGACAAUAACAAUGAUUUUUACACUAUUAAACUUGAUUUCCGACCAAU